UCCUUGCCACACAAUCUCCCUCUCUCUCCGCCCAUUGUCACAGACUCACACCACACGCCCUGCCUCCUCCUACUGUCUGUCUACUGUCUGCCAUUUACAAGCUAGAGAAUCUCUGCAAGCCAAACGCAUUUGAUUGUGAGUGUUUCGAUUUUAGAGGAAAGAAGAAAUGAACGUUGUUGGCCCAAAAACUGGCAGUGGUUUGAUGCAUCCCGUUCAACAUGUGUGCCCAAAACGGGUUUCUUUGUGGAAGUGGGGACGACUGAACUUGUGGGUCUUUCUUGGGGAUGGAAGAUACGAAAAGAUCAGAUUCGUUUCUUUGGCAAUUUCGGCCUCCAGCAGCGAUGGUUUUUCCCCUCAAAUCGGUGACAACAAGCUGAAAUACAAUCCGUCAGAGGACCUUUUUGGGCUUGAAGCUGAUCCACAACCAAGGAAGUUGAUAUUCACUGGUCCCAAGCUUAGGUCUUGGUUUGGACCAAAUGGGCAGUAUGUCAGGGAAUUGCCAUGUCCUAGUUGCAGAGGCAGAGGUUACACACCCUGUACAGAAUGUGGAAUUGAUCGGUCUCGUUUGGAUUGUUCACAGUGCAAUGGGAAGGGUGUAAGGACAUGCCGGCAAUGCUUUGGAGACCGUGUGAUAUGGGAAGAAUCUAUUGAUGAGCGACCAUGGGAAAAGGCACGUUCUAGCUCUCCAUUUAAGGUGAAGGAGGAUGAUGAUGUUGACAAACUGGUAGUAAAGCUGUCUUCAAGAAGAAAACGGGUAUAUAAGCCAGUCUCCCCUGAAGUUGGAGAGAAGAUCAGCCGCUCUCUGAGAAGUUUAAAUGCUAAAACUGGAAUGUUUACCAAAAGAAUGAAGGAUAUACAUUCUGAUCCUGUCCUUCGUGCACAGAGGAUUGCCGCAAUUAAGAAAGCUAAAGGCACUGAUGCUGCAAGAAAACGUACCUCAGAAGCUCUCAAAUCUUUUUUCAGUGAUCCACAAAACCGUCAAAAAAGAAGCAUUAGUAUGAAAGGAUUGAAGUUUUACUGCAGAAAUUGUGGGAAGGAAGGACACAGGAGGCAUUAUUGUCCAGAGCGAAAAGCAGGAUCUUAUGACAGUCGAUAUAAAUGCAGCGUUUGUGGAGGACGAGGGCAUAAUAGGAAGACAUGUGAUAAGUUUAAGGGGUCAGAUGAAACGAAGAAACCGGAGCCAAUGGUCCAUCGAUGCAGGAUUUGUGGUGAAGUUGGCCAUAAUCGUAGGAGAUGUCCUAAGGUUACUCAACAGAGUGGCGCUUCAGGGGCUGGCUUAUUGAUUUCCAAGGGAGUCGGGUCUUAUUCUUGUGGUAUAUGUUCAAGAAAAGGGCACAAUGCUAGAACAUGCAGAAAUAGAACUUGAAGAACUAUUUGUAGA
Messenger RNA from Nymphaea colorata (pocket water lily), 1381 nucleotides. RefSeq lists its product as uncharacterized. Gene Ontology annotation, molecular function: translation regulator activity; zinc ion binding; mRNA binding. Gene Ontology annotation, biological process: positive regulation of cytoplasmic translation. Bases 167 to 1366 code for a protein of 399 amino acids. The record is from RefSeq and is a predicted model, not a curated record. Gene Ontology annotation, cellular component: cytoplasm. The transcript has 8 exons. NCBI's taxonomy places the organism in Eukaryota, Viridiplantae, Streptophyta, Magnoliopsida, Nymphaeales, Nymphaeaceae.